CCAUUUUGGUCAUAGACUGCGGCGGUGUUGCCAAUAAUUGUGUGCCGCAUAUUUCGGCAGUUGUCAACUGUUGGUUAAACCGAUCGGUACGCUAGGUAGCCACCUCCACCGCCACUGCCACGCCCCCGAAUCGACGUCCAAAUCCACAUCCAUUUCCUGCCCUCAAACGAAUCCAAAGAGAAAUUGGCCAGCCAGCCAAAGCGAAGCGAGCGAGCUGCUUACAAAGUACCACAUUAGUGAUAGGUACUCGUAGAUAGAUAUAUAGAUAUAUAUACGGUGAUAUUGAUGCACUUGAGCGUGGCGUUGUGGGCAUGUGGAGCCCUCCUGGCGGUGCUCCUCACCUGGCAGCAGCGGAAAUCCUGGCGGCUCAUCUGGCAGCUCAAUGGAUGGCGCGGAGUGGUCCAGCAGCCACUGCUCUGGAUUCUGCUGUGCCUCAACCUGCAUCCCAACAGCAUUCUGGAGAAGGUGACACAGUAUCGGGUGUACUUUCAGAGUCCAAUGGCCGUCCUCGUGGGCACCCGUGUGCUCGUCUAUAUCGAUGAUCCUGCCGGAAUGGAGUGUAUCCUGAAUGCCCCCGAGUGUCUGGAUAAGACCUUUCUGCAGGAUGGCUUCUUCGUUCGUCGCGGCCUGCUUCAUGCAAGAGGACAGCGAUGGAAAUUGCGAAGGAAACAACUUAACCCAGCCUUUAGUCACAAUAUCGUUGCCAGUUUCUUUGAUGUCUUUAACUCGGUGGGCAACCAAAUAAUCGAACAGUUUCUAUCCCAGCCCAAUCUCCAUGGAAAGGGUGUUAAGUUCACAGAUGCCGAGGAUUUGCUCAGUCGCGCUGUUCUGGAGGUAUCCUGUUUGACUAUUAUGGGCACACCAACCAAUUUCACGCAAAUAGAUGACGCACAUAUUGCCCACAGUUACAAGCGACUGCUGGAGAUCUCAGCUGUGCGGGUGGUGAAGCCAUGGCUCCAGAUCCGCCUACUCCACCGCCUUUUGGCCCCGGAACUUUACGAGGAGUCCAGGAAGUGCUGCAAAUUGCUGGCCGACUUUGUGGGCGAAAUUGUGAGGACCAAGCAUCGCAACUGGCGGCUGAGGGACGCCGUCGGUGGGGAGACUCCUGGCGAGGAUUCGUCCGCCGGCUGGCAGCGGCGCAUCUUCAUCGAGCAGAUCUUCCAAUUGGCCGCCAAUGGGGAGAUGACCCUCGAGGAGAUCAUGCACGAGGCACAGUCCAUGGUUCUGGUGUCCUUCGAGACGGUGUCCAACAGCAUUAUGCUGGCCCUGCUCUGCCUGGCCACCAACAAGGGCGACUGCCAGCGGCGAUUGCUGGCGGAGAUCAGGGCCGUGGUGCCGGACAGUGGGCACGUGGGCUUGGAGCAACUGCAGCAGCUGCGCUACCUGGACGCCUUCGUCAGCGAAUCGCUGCGUCUGUUGGCCACGGUGCCAAUGAAUUUGCGCCACGUCAGUCGCGAUUUCCAGCUGACCGGACGGGAUGCCAUUGUGCCGCAGAACAGCAUCAUUGUCCUGGACACCUUCAAUAUGCAACGCGACGAACGCUGGUGGGGACCCACCGCCAAGCAGUUCGAUCCGCAGCGGUUCCUCGACCACGAGGAGCAGUCCAAGGGUCACGAUAAUCCAGGAUCGGGAUCGGGUUCGGGAUCGGGAUCCGGAGAGCCACGGAGACAGCGGGAUCGGCGCCACUCCUACAGCUUCCUGCCCUUCUCCAAUGGACUGCGCUCGUGUAUCGGUCGCCGCUAUGGACUCUUUAUUAUGAAGGUUUUCCUGGUCAAGCUGAUCUCGAACUUUGACUUUCAGAGCGAUUUCGAGUUGGAAAAACUGCAGUUCGUGGAGAACAUAUCGCUAAAGUUUAAGAACGCCGACGAUAUCUUGCUGGCAAUCCAGCCACACAAGCAGUCGAAGGAGUCCCUAUAAUAAAAUCAUUUUUUUCUUGAUAAAUAUAUAAUACAUUUAAAUACAUUUUUUUUUAAACCUAAUGUACAUACAAUUUUACAAUGUAAUAUGUAAAUGAUUAUUACACAACGGUUAUUUUUCAUGUAUCUUACGUGGUCCCAAUAAAAUGUCCUUGUUUUAAUGACAACAA
Messenger RNA from Drosophila elegans, 2086 nucleotides. It is a transcript of the gene Cyp318a1, whose product is annotated as probable cytochrome P450 318a1. The transcript has 7 exons. Gene Ontology annotation, molecular function: iron ion binding; monooxygenase activity; oxidoreductase activity, acting on paired donors, with incorporation or reduction of molecular oxygen. The record is from RefSeq and is a predicted model, not a curated record. Bases 286 to 1917 code for a protein of 543 amino acids. NCBI's taxonomy places the organism in Eukaryota, Metazoa, Arthropoda, Insecta, Diptera, Drosophilidae.